This is a messenger RNA of Mauremys mutica (yellowpond turtle), 6392 nucleotides long. RefSeq names its product protection of telomeres 1 (gene POT1). Gene Ontology annotation, cellular component: chromosome, telomeric region; nuclear telomere cap complex. Gene Ontology annotation, biological process: regulation of telomere maintenance via telomerase; telomere capping. The transcript is spliced from 22 exons. NCBI's taxonomy places the organism in Eukaryota, Metazoa, Chordata, Testudines, Geoemydidae. The record is from RefSeq and is a predicted model, not a curated record. Bases 421 to 2748 code for a protein of 775 amino acids. Gene Ontology annotation, molecular function: telomerase inhibitor activity; G-rich strand telomeric DNA binding.
AGUGAUUGGACUGGGAACCUCCAGAACUGAAAACCAUGAGCUGCUACAAUUUGAGCUAAAGCACCCUAACUGAGAGCACUAACAAUGCAUAUCCUCUGGGGACCGGUCUAGGCUGGAAGAUUCAAUAAGGACUGGAGAACAGUGAAUAGGUGACAUCGCAAGUGCCAAGGGAGUGACAGUUGAACAGGGAAGGGAUUUUUGGUGACCAUGAAUGAUAUCACUCUCCUGAGGCUGCCCCGUGCCAGCUACCUGGAGGAGUUGCCGAGACUACCCCACACCAGCUACCUGGAGGAGUUGCUGAGCCUGCCCUGUGCCAACUACGAGAAGGAGUUGCUGAGUCUACCCCAUGCCAGCUAUCCUGAGGAACCCAUGGUGCUGGACCCCCCCUGAGGACAGCACCCUGACCCAGAUAAAGCAGUUAUGCCUGUUCAGGUCAUUGAUGGCAUACCCGAAAAUCUACUACCAAGCCACCUGCAGAAAGUGGAUUUAAAAUACCUGCAAAUGGGUUGUGAUCAGGCCAACAAAUACUUUCAGGGAACAGUUAUUCUCUCCUACCCUUUAACUAAACUUGUAAAUGGAACAGAAUUUUUCAAGAUUGUACUUCAAGAGUCAGAGAAUUCAUGUUCAAAGACCAGCACCAUCAAUGUUUUAUUCUUUGGAAGGUUGGCAGACGAUUGUGGAAAAGUUGUACAUCAAGGGGACACCAUGGUUGUAGCUGGAUUUAACGUGGCUAAGUCACCUUCUGCAAAUGAAGAUGACCGACAUUGCUGUCACCUGGAAGUAUCUGAAGAUGCAGGAUCAGCAGUUUAUAUUUAUACUAAGCCAAGUACAGUCACUGCUUCAGAAACAGCAUCCAUGCCUGUUGCACCAAAAUACACAUAUACUCCUCUGAAUCAUCUUAAAGGUGGAACUAUAGUCAACUUGUAUGGUGCUGUGAAAUUCUUCAAGCCCCCAUAUAUAAGCAAAGGAACAGAUUACUGUUCAGUUGUAACAAUUGUGGACCAAUCAAAUGUGAAAUUAACAUGCACACUUUUUAAUGGAAAUCUAGAUGCCCUUCCAAAAAUCUACAAAACUGGAGAUAUUGUUCGAUUUCAUAGAAUAAAGAUCAGGGAAUACAAUAAACAGAUGCAGGGGAUUACUGGCAUUGGCUUUGCAUCCUUGACAUUUGAUGGAACCAUAGGAGCACCGAUAGUGCCUCGAACCUCUAGUAAAUCGUACUCUUUCACAGAAGAAGAACAGAAAACAAUAGAAGAACUACGUACGUGGGCAGCUAGUAAUCUUUCAGUCUGUGGGCCAACAGCAAAAUUGUCUGGUGUCCAGCCAAUGCUGUUUUUUGACCUUACUUGCCAACUUGUUGGGAAAGCAGAAGUGGAUGGAUCUUCCUUUCUUCUCAAGGUAUGGGAUGGUACAAAAUGUCCCUACCCAUCUUGGAAGGUGCUUGUGGAAGAAAGUGACCUUGAAGGAGAUAAAGUUCUCAUCCGUCAGCUGAGAAAUCUGAUUGUAGACAUUCUAGUUUAUGAUAACCAUGUGAAACUGGCAAAAUCACUGAAGGUUGGAAGCUUUCUGAGAAUUUACAGUCUGCAUACAAAACAAGCCAGUGCUGAGAACCAGCCUGAUGUUUCCUAUGUAGAAUUUCAUCUUCAUGGUGGCACCUGUUAUGGUCGAGGAAUUAGGGUCUUGCCAGAAAAUAAUCCAGAUGUCAAAGAACUAAAAGCAUUCAUGGAUUCUGUGAAUCUCACAGAGUCUCAAACUGUGGAGAGCAUGUCUUCAAUGGAAUUGGAUGGCAUUUUUGGCAAUCUAUCAUACCAGUCAUAUUCACAGAGAUGCCAGCAGUUAUCUGUCACAGUAUUGACAGAUCAUCAGCAUUUGGAUGACACAGCACUGAAUACUAUCUUGAACAGCUCAGUUCCUCAACAAUAUCGCAUUAGAGCAAAACUCAGAACUUUUAAACCCGAGAAGCUCUAUCAGUCCGUUAAACUUUAUUGUUCAAAAUGCAACUCACUGCAAGAAGUUCCAGAUGGCGAUGAUUUCGACUUAAUAUUAAGAGACUGUGCAGCUGCAGCUCCAAAUCCAGAAGUACAUAAUUCAUUGUGGUAUGAUUCUGCAGUGUGGGAUACAGAAAAUCAGGGGCAAAGAAAAAUAGCUGUUCAUUUUGUGAAACACGAUGAGCUACUUCAAGAGCCAGAAGAUACUUUGAUUAUGGUACAAGGGGGGACACUAAAAGAAAUCAGAAAACUUUCAAGAAGAUUUAAAUGUAUUAUACCUGUGAGAUCAACGAAAGAAGAUCUUGAGUUACUAGACCUUUCAGCUCCCUUCCUUUUGCAAGGGAAAAUAUGGCAUUAUGGGUGCAAACAGUGUUCGAAUCAGAAGACUAUCCAGCAUCUCAGUUCCCUUGCAGAAGAAGAACCAUCGUGGGAGCCAACUGAAAUAGCACGAGUUUUAGGUAUUGAGCCACUCCAGUAUGUUUUUGUUAUGAAGUUUACACUUGAUGAUGGCACAGGAGCACUGGAUGCAUACCUCUUUGACUAUGAAAAGUUUUUCCAGAUUCCUGCCUCCGAAGUCCUUACCAGUAGUCUUCUUCAGGAAAAGAUGGAAAUGAUCAUGAAUAUACUUUGUCCUCCAGGAACAAAACUAGAUGACUUGCCAUGGUUGGAAUGCUUCAUCAGGUCUUAUAAUGUCAAAGAUGGAAUGGAACAGCAAGUUUGCUAUCAAAUUUUUGACACUAUGGUUGCUGAAGACGUUAUCUAGUGAUAUGUAUUGCAAUUUACGAGACAUGCAAUUUAUCAACAUUAUCAAUUACAAAAAAGUUUUGUAGCUAUAAACACCAUACAAGGUUUUGUAUAACAUUUAGUAUGUCACGUUCUGUGUUAAGAAAUAUUAAUCAGGAAAACAAAUGCCUUUUUCUGCAUCUCACUUGUGUAUGAAGGUUUUAGCUCUUCUGUUCCUGAACUAAAAUGAAUUGGACAUAUGCUAAGAGGUAUUUAUUACUUGCUCUGGGCCCAACCCAGUGAGUCAAGUGGUAGUUGAGGUGCUCAGCACUUCAUGGGAUUGGUCACUUCGUGGUUGAGACUGUUAAAAGUGGUUUAAUAGCCAAACAUUCCAAGCUAUUACACAAUUGAAAAUUAUCAUUAAUGUUACUAAAUUCUGUUAUGAACUACAGAGUCAAAUUUAAAGGGACAUUGUAAAAUGUAAACAUGUUUUGUAAUGUAUGAAGAACAGUCAACAUGAUUAUGCUUUGUUCCUUUAUCGAUUUUAAUACAAAAGAGUAAGUGAUUUGAGAACAGCUGUGAAAACAGGGCUCUUCAUUAACUUGUAUUCCCUCACUUUAUUCUGUACAAAUCUAUUUUAGGGUUCUAAAAAAACAUGUUUUUUUUCCUUACUUUAAUUUCUCUUUGAUAUGUAGUGAGCUCUUCCUGCAGUCCUUAUGUGUGCAAGUAGUGUUAUUGACCUCAGUGGAGCUAUUUGCAUGAAUUAGAAUUACUCAUCUGCUUAAGAAUCAUAAAGUCAAGCCAUAAAAGCAGGGAUAUUUAAAAUAUUAAAAUGAAUACUAAUAUUUAUUAGAUUAUAAGGAUGGUAAAGUCAGACAUAUUUGGGGCCAUAUCGGACAUUGCUGCUCCUUUAAAUUGUGUGUGUAUUUGCAGAGGUUCUUGCCCAUAGUUUGGCUAAAUUUAGUGUCCGGUUAUACUGUCUUGAUUGCUUUUCUCUUUUGUAUAAUUAGAUUGGAUGGCUAAAUUUAGAGAUAGCAUUUUCAGGCCAACAAGUGACUAGUUGGCUACCACAGUGGAAAGAAAUUGCCUACUUUUACCUUGCAUUCUAAAGUAUUUGCCCCAAAUUCAGAAUCAUUUUCUAGAGAAUAAUUGUAAUGUAAAAAUUCUUGUUAGGGGAAUAUGCUUCUUGUCAUCAAGGAAAAAAAAUAACAUAACACUUGCGCAGAGGAUUUUUUUAAAGGGAGCAUGGAGAUAUUUAAAAUAGUGCUCAUAAUUGACUGGUACUUUGAUACUAAAUACAAAUGAUUUUACAGUGUUCUAAGAGAUGAUUAGUAGAAUAAGCUCUUAUAUCCACCUACAGUUUCAUCCAAAUGUCAAUAGAUUUUUGUGGGGUACUUUAAAAAUCACUCUGCGCCAUAGAAACAAUGAGCCAUGACCCUAGAAGUUUAUCAAUUAUCAUGUGGGUAGAAGGUGCGUUAACAUUUCAAGCCAAUGAUUCACUUUCAAGGAGAGGAGAAACUGUCAGCCUGAUUGAAUAGGACCAUCAGCUUGUCAAGCAAGGAACAACACUGGCAUUAGUUCUGAAAGCAGCUGCUUACUUACCCCUGGCCCGAUGAGAGAUACUGAUAAGUGAAUUAUUUUUAAGACUUGAACACCUAUGUGGGUGUCCAAAUAAUUUCAGUGGAAUUUAACUCCUGAAGCACUCAUCCAUAAGAAAUAUAUAAGGGUUUGUUUGCUAUUUAAUGGGUAGUUUAAUCACAAAAACUAUAGAGCCUGUAUUUCUGGUUGUGUUACAUGACAUCACAAACCAUAUUUUGCACUGCCAAUCAUUAGUAGAAAGUAUAUGUUAAAUUGUAAAUGUUUUUAAUGUAAAUAAAAAGUCAUGUUCCUGUACAUCAUUGCAGGUAUUAAUAAAAUCUAUUUUAAAGAAAACCUUUUGAAAAGUAAUAGAUCAGAAUAUAUAAGGCUCACACUUCAGUGUAAAUUUGUUUUCACCAUCUCUAAUGUUUGAGAUUCUUGGCAGAACAUUUUCAAGUCAUUUUAUGAUUGUACAUAUGGCACAUGAAGUUGUCUGGCUAUUGAAUAUUGUAAGUAUUUAGCUAAUUUAAAAUAAUGAGCUCUUUGCUCACACUUAACUUUUGGCUAUCUAUUCACAAAACCUCUCUGCUGUCAAUGGCCUUCAUCCAGCAGAGCACAUUCUUAGGGUACAUCUACACUACCUGCCGGAUCCGUGGGUAGUGAUCGAUCUAUCAGGGAUAGAUUUAUCGCAUCUAGAGUAGACACGACAAAAUCGAUCCCCGAUCGCUCUGCCAUCGACUCCGGAACUCCACCGUGGUGAGAGGCGGAAGCAGAGUUGAUGGGGGAGCAGCAGUGGUCGACUCGCCGCCAUCCUCACCGCCAAGUGAAUCGACCUAAGAUACACCGACUUCAGUUACGCCAUUUGUGUAGCUGAAGUUGCGUAUCUUAGGUCGACCCCACCCCCCGUGUAGACCUAGCCUUACAUAAGUUUGUUGAAUUGGAACUAAAAUAGCUAAAUGUCUUACCAGAUGUAUUUUCUUUGAGAUUUUCAGUGCUCGUGGAAGAUGUUGAAUUUCUCAGAACUGAAGACCAUGGUUCACAAAACUUGUCUCAGUGUUGACCUGAAGGAUCCUUCUGUGGGAGUGAUUGAGCUGUGUUUCAUCUCCAUGACUGUUUUAUUUCUUAAUGGUUAUGUGGAGACUGCCAACUUAGAAGCCAGUUGGGAUAGUAGCUUCUGUGAUGCAGGCAGUUUCCACUCUGAUCUGAAUUGAGAGCACAAACUGACUCCAACUUACUGUAGGUCACACCUGUUACAAUAAUUACUUUCAGUCACUACUGACCUGGACCAGAUAUCAUCAUCUGCAUAGAAGCAAGAAAUUUCAUCUCCCAUUUUCAGUCCCUUGGUCACUUUUCUCUAGUUUCUGAAACACAUUUUAAAAAUAAAUCAAAACUGCCUUUCUGAAUUGAGUGAAUGAGAUUGCUGAGAUCCAUCGGUGUUAUAAUAGCUAUCCAUAGAAUUAAUUUAUUACAGACGUUUAAAAAUUUUAAGUUUACAUUUGAUAUAAUUAAUGUUGGAAAAAUGAGAAUACUUUUAAUGGUGAAUCUGAUGAUUUCUCAUGAAAAAUUCAUUUAACAUCCCCCACUUUCUCUCCACUCCUUCUGCCCCCCAUCCCCAAUAAUAUUCAGUGCUUCACCAUUUUAAAAUGAAUUGCUUGCUUAUAAGGGAUCAUCAGUUCUCUGAUGCUCUCUUAAUGCUCAGAUCAAAAUAAAACAGCUAAUUUGAGACCACUCUUCCAUCAUAAAUUCAGGAUGUUUUCCAUAUGUUUACUUCUCACUGUCUGUGAAGCAUAUUUUGGAAUCUGCUUUAAAUGUUCAUGGAUUCAUUUUUGUUGUUACCUCUUCCACAUAGGUUGCCAUUUCUACUUUGGCUAAAAUUUGGCAAGAAUAACAUUUAUUGUGCCAACCAGUUUAUAAAACACAUGUUUUGAGGCCAUAAAGAGCUUCGUCUUCAAGCGUUAGCAAGUUUCCUGUUUAGCCAGUGUGGCGACCUGAUCAGCACAGGUGACCAUGCAGAGCUCAUCAACACAGGUGACCAUGAAGUCCCAGAAUCACAAAAGAACUCCUGCAUGGACCAAACAGGAGGUACUGGAUCUGAUCGCUGUAUGG